Messenger RNA from Trichoderma breve, 3573 nucleotides. Its product is annotated as cupin-like domain-containing protein. The record is from RefSeq and is a predicted model, not a curated record. Gene Ontology annotation, molecular function: protein binding; tRNA methyltransferase activity. Lineage: Eukaryota; Fungi; Ascomycota; Sordariomycetes; Hypocreales; Hypocreaceae. The transcript has 12 exons. Bases 1 to 3573 code for a protein of 1190 amino acids. Gene Ontology annotation, biological process: wybutosine biosynthetic process; tRNA methylation.
AUGAUUGGGCAGCAUGGGUGGCUUGAGUCCACAGCGCAGACCCUCUACGAUAGGAAUAAGCAAUCGCCCCAAAUGAAGACGCGGAUCUUAGAUGGCAUAAGGAAGAUCGCCAAGGAUGUGUCUGAGCUGCAUCAAACCCGACGAACUCAGCCAGUUGCAAGGGGAACAGUGGGUACACAUGUCGCAGUUUCACUGGAUCCUAGAGAACAAAGCCUUUUAUACUGUGAGCUCGAAUUCAACCUUACAACGGCUCUAAAUAUAUACGUCAGUGAAGAGCUGGACAAGGGCCAUCUCUCCCCGGAUAAUCUCAAAAAAGUAUCGGAUGAAUGGCAUCAAAAAGGCCAUCACAAAGUAAUCGGCUUCAGAUAUGAUUUAGAGACACAGUUGGAGCUUGUCAGUCUUCACAUCAAUGAUUUUAGCUUCCAUGGUCGCCGACAAGGCAACACUACCGAGAUUGCUCUUCUGCUCAAUGAGAUGAAGAUGAAUGCGCGUAAUAUGCGUGUCCGAACGUUUUGCCAACCAGAUUCCACUAUUGCAAAACACCUAGUUGACUCGCAGUCGCUCUUCAACUUGAUCAAUGCUUCAACCAUCAUGAUGGCCAAACAAGAAGGAUCUCCUGGGUCGCAGACCUUGGACGAUUUGGUUAUGGGGACAAACACCAGUAGCAUUACUUCGAAACGCAGUGUUGAGCGUCUGUAUCACUCAAAAGAAACCCCUUUCUUCCGCUACUUUGUUCCAAAGUUUCAAAGGAGAGCCCCUCUAAUCAAUAGAGGCUAUUGGCUGCGUCUCCGGGCGAUUGAUACCAUAGUUCAUAGGUUUCUCACUAAAGAGACAGCAGGGAAAAAGGUCAUCAUCAAUCUUGGUUGUGGCAGUGAUGUCUUGCCAUGGCAAUGCCAUGCUCGUUAUGAGAAUUUAGGCAGUGAUGUCCUCUUCAUCGAUGUGGAUUAUCCUGACCUCAUGAAGAAGAAACGGGCCAUAGUUUUACAAACACCAGAGCUGCGAAACCUUCUGGGGAAUGACUUCACCGUCGGUGAUGAAGAUAAAGACGACUUACUGCUGCGCAGCAACAAAUAUUGCCAGCUUGGCUGCGACCUUCGACAGCUGGAUAGGUUGCGAAUGACUUUGGAAUCAGUUAUCAACCUUUCCGAGUGUGCCAUCCUGUUCGUGGCAGAAGUGUCAAUUACCUAUAUGGACACUCAAUCUGCCGACUCUCUAAUCCAAUGGGGAAGCACUGUUGGUCGAGAAAAUAACUUCUGCCUGCUGGAACAGAUUCUACCAUAUGGAAAAAGGCAUCCUUUUGCCCAGCAGAUGCUUGGUCACUUUGUCAAGCUGGGUACUCCUCUGCGUUCUGUUGAGCAGUACCCAACAGUUGAGAGCCAAGCCAGUCGAUUCCAGUCUCGCGGGUGGCCUCGUGUAGAAAUAAAGGAUCUAUGGCAAGCAUGGUCAAGUGAGGAGUUUGUGAGCGACUCAGAACGAAUUGCCCUUGACGACAUCGAGCCCUUUGACGAGUGGGAAGAGUUUAUUCUAUUUGCUCGCCACUACUCCAUCCUUCAUGCAUCCACCGACUGUAGCCGAGGCUCAUUGCCUCAAACGUCUACAUCAGUCGCCAGCGAGAGUGCGAAGACGUUUGCAGGCUUGCGUGUCGAAAUAAUAGGGGAAUCCACAAAGAAAACUACCAGACGACGUUUUGGAAAUAGCAUGAUUCUACGGAUGAGUCUCAACAGCAGAGAAUCUACUUAUGAUGUCUUCUCACUUGAUGGGCAGCAUGGGGCACCGCCGCAGCUACCCCCUUCGGGACCGCCUGCUCGCAUGUGCUUUUCCCUGACAGACCUGGGAGAAUAUGGAAUUAUGCUGGUUGGCGGUCGUACGUCGCCCUCCUACGCCUUAUCGGACUGUUGGCUUUUUGAAAGGGGUACUGACCCGCGCUGGCGUACGAUGCCGCCAUUGCCCGUUCCCCUGUUUCGGCAUUCCGCUCUUCGACUAGGGAGUUCAUCUCUUCUACUGAUCUUUGGUGGCAAGAAAAGCUCAUCGCAGCUCUCAGACGAGUUUUUCCUUUUUAACCCACAAAGGGCUUGUUGGCAACGGUGUUCCGUCUUGGGACCUGCUCCCGAUUCCUGCUUUGGCUCAAUCGUUUGCAAUUCCAUCUCCACGGCAAGCAUCCCGGGAGUAUUUAGUGGCAUGUUAGCUGGAGGAAUUUCCAAAGAGGGACGUAUUGCUACGAAGCAGUAUAGGUGGGAAUUGAACGUCUACAAUACUGAGCCGACUAUUUCUUUUUCCCCCAUCACAACCAGCAGCUCCAAUAGUCGGCUCGUUUCUUCCUUUGGUGCUCAAGCUGUGCAUUUGGGUUCGUCUGUAAUUAUAUGCGGUGGUAUGGGGGCGGAUCCAUGCCUACAUGGCCAAACUAUUACCGUCGUUACCACUUCUGCAGAAGGGUUUGAAGUUGAAAGUUUUUCCACCCCUCAAAAUGAUGAGCCCAUGCCGUUCAUGAUUGGCUCUUCAAUUGUACAAGAUUGCUCUUCUCUUCUGGUACUUGGUGGGGGAGCGACAUGCUUCUCAAUGGGCACGUUUUGGGAGACGAAUUUUACUUCACGACUGCACAGCCUGUCUAAUUCUACUAUCGAUCUUAUUGGAUGUCGAAAGUUUUCGGCCACUUCCACUGUUACAAUGCCCAGAAUACAGCUUGAAUCAGCAGAACACUUCCAAAGAAUUGUUGACCAAGGGAAACCAGUCAUUUUCAAGAGUUGUUCCAUCGGCGACUGUCAACAGAAAUGGACCCCUGACUUCCUUGUAAGUCAGAUUGGCGCAAAUGAGAAGUUCGUGAUACACGAGUCUCACGAAGACACGGGAGUGUUGGACUUCAACAGCAAGAAUUUUUCAUAUGUGACAGACUCGUUUGGGAACAUCAUGAGCAAGCUGCAAUCCGGAGCCCGGGUUUAUCUACGAGCUUUGUCUCGGGAUAAGCCGUCUGAACUACCAGCCAAACUAGAAGAGGACUUCCCAAAUUUAGCAGGAGAUUUCACCCUGCCACGAGAAAUGGCGUAUAUCAAAGAUCACUUGUUCAGCUCUGUCUUAAGAUUAUCAGGCCGGGCGAAUAUGUGGCUACAUUACGAUGUCAUGGCAAACGUCUAUGCGCAGGUGGCCGGGGUGAGGAGAAUGAUUUUGUUUCCUCCCAGUGACGUGAAGCACCUGUCUUUCGCCCCUGGUGCUUCUAGCUCAAGCGUAAACGUUUUCCAAGCGUUGGAAACUUCUGCAUCUUCGCUCCGGGCGACACACCCUCAAGAAGCUGUAAUCCAUCCGGGUGAUAUUUUACUAUUACCAGCUCUCUGGCUCCACACAGCUGCUCCGAUAACCGACAUGAGCACUGCAGUCAACGUUUUCUUCCGUGACCCGGGACAGAAAGAUCAUUACUCCCCUGGUCGAGAUGUUUAUGGUAACAAAGACCUUGAGGCAUAUGAGAAAGGAAGGCAAGCUAUUGCCCGGAUUGCGAAAAGCUUGCACUCGCUGCCGCCCGUUGCCAGAGAAUUUUACCUUUGUCGACUUGAGGAUGAGUUACAACUAGCUACUGAGAAUUAG